This is a messenger RNA of Oryza sativa Japonica Group (Japanese rice), 3103 nucleotides long. The record is from RefSeq and is a predicted model, not a curated record. NCBI's taxonomy places the organism in Eukaryota, Viridiplantae, Streptophyta, Magnoliopsida, Poales, Poaceae.
AUGUAAAAUUCUAUUUUUACAGACGGGUCUCUUAAGGGGUCGCAUGUAAAAAUAAGUCUAUUCACAUGCGGGCCUCUUAAAGAUCUGCAUGCGGAUCUCUUAAAGAUUCGCAUGCAAAAUUAUCUUCUCUUUAUUACAGUUUUUCCCUCCUCACCACUUCAAAAUUUUCACCUCUUAUCCUCUCCUCUUUCUCCUCUCUAAUAUUUCCCCCUCUCUCUUCCUUCACCUCUAUCUUUCUCUCAUUUUCUCCUCUCCCUCUCUUUCUCUUCGUCUCCUCUCUCUCUCUUUCUCUCACCGAGCGGGAGGCACUGGGCAACGGGCGGUGCGGCCGACGAGCAGGCGCUGGGAGCAGGCACCACCCCACGACACAGACUACGGCGGCGGCACUGGGGGGCAUGGGCGACGGCGGCGGCCCUCUCCCGCCUGGAUCCGCCGGUGGUUGCCCUCCCCUGCUCCGAUCCGCUGGCGGCGGCCCUCCCCCGCCUGGAUCCGCAGGCCGGUGCCCUCCCCCACCCUGAUCCGUCGGCUGUGGCCCUCCCGGUGCCUCCUCACCGUGACAGGAGGAGGACGACGUCGACAGUGGCUGCGAAGGCUUAAGGACGACGGCGAACCGGUAGUGGGUGUAUUUUUCGACUUUUGGAAUUUUUAUUUUUUUCACGAUUUUUCCUUUUCGCUUGCAGUUGCACGGGCCGCAUAUCUCGUCCUAAGCUUCAUAAUCCGUUUCAUAUUAAAAUACAAAAUUUAUCUCAAUUUUUAUUAGCAUAUUUUUCAAACGGUUAAACCGUGAUUUCGUAAAAAAAAACUUUAUGUAUAGUUGUUGCUCUAAAAUAUUUAAAUAAAUCUAUUUUUUCAGGUUUGUAGUAAUUUAAAUUUAAUUUAUCAUUUUCAAAUGAUUUUCUUGUUUUAGAUGUCCUUACUUAAUCUCCAUCUUCAUAACUUUUUGGGCAGAUUUUUUCAGAUGUAGUACUACUAUGUGGUACGUAUACAUCAUAACAAAUCGUUGUUUGUUGCUUUUGCAAUUAGUAUAUAGUCAAACCACUUUCGUUCGUGGUACUGUGUGACUGUGACUGAGCCGGAAGCUAGAAGCAUCUCCUAUCAUAAAGUCAGAAAGUCAGAGGGACGUGGUCACUUACGUGUGGGCCCAUAAAGGUGAGACCCACCUAUCAGCGACCCACGUCUCUCUGAUUUUACGUUAGAGGAGCUCUGUCCGACUUAGCCUUCUCCUAUCAUCAAAUUGUAUGGACAUUAUCACGGAACUAUUAUAAACAUUUAAGAACUUGCAUGCCACUCAAAUAGUUAUGAUUUAUUUUUAAAAUAAAAAAAGAUAAAUUAAUAUAUGAUAAAUUACUUCAUAAACAUGCAAGGUAAAAUUUAACUAGUACAUAUUGCAAUGCAAAAAACAAAUUCAACUAUGAAUAUACGUUAUGAAUAUACGUUAACUAGCUGUAGUUUAAUGUUUUUUCUUGCUGGUAAAAGUUGAAUUUUAAUUAACUGAUAUAUCACGUGUUAAUACAAACUUUUAUUUUUUUAAAAAAACAUCAUAAUUAUUUGAAUAACAUACGAUUAAUGAGGAGGUAUUCUCUCGAGAGUUUAAAAUCCACCUCCAUCAUCAUGCCAGGAAACUCUUUUAAUCACAUGGGUGGAUGUUCUCCCGUUUAUUGUAUGCCAUUUAAAUAAUUACGAAAAAAAUAAAAAAAUAUGAUAAGAUACAUCAAUAUGCAAUAUAGAUGCAAGUUAAAAUUCAACCUUUACGAAUUGUAACAAGAAUAAUAAAUAAAACUCAAAAUUAGUAUAGGUAUAUUUGCAAUUAAAUUUGUUAUCUUUGUUACAACUUGUAAAAACACAUGUUUGUGAAUUGAUAUAUUAGAUGUUGAUCUAUCUUGUUAUUUUUUUUCGUUAUAAUUGACAUGUAAUGAAUGAGUGUGACGUCCACCCGUCAUCUUCCGCUGCUUCAUAAGCUGGAUAACUGCGCAAUGCAACACCCCGUAACCAGGCCAUUUCGUUCGUCUCGUCGUCUCGUUUCGCCGGUUGGGAUUCGGGAGCCAUGAAGCAGGCCACGUCGUCGCGCUUUCCGGCCACCUCGUUUUGCUCGCUGUGCCUCCGCCUCCUCCUACCCCUCGGACUCGUAGCCAUGGCGCUGUCGAGCCUUGUUGUCCUCUCCGUCUCCGGCUGCCUCAGUGCUCCGCGCUCCCGUCCCGUCGUCGACAACACUAACAACGACGGCGGUCUAGGUGCUGAGACGACGGCCGCGAGGGAGCCGGAGUUCCGACUCCUCGUGGGGGUGCUGACCACGCCGAGCCGGUACGAGCGGCGCGGCAUCCUGCGCCUGGCGUACGCGCUGCAGCCCGCGCCGGGGGCGCAGGUGGACGUGCGGUUCGUGCUGUGCGACGUGACGGACGCCGCGGACGCGGUGCUGGUGGCGGCGGAGGCGGCGCGGCACGGCGACAUCCUGGUGCUCGACGGCUGCAGUACCGAGAACAUGAACGACGGCAAGACGCACGCGUACCUCUCCUCCGUGCCGCGCCUGUUCGCGCCGUGCCCCUACGACUACGUCAUGAAGGCCGACGACGACACGUACCUCCGCGUGGCGGCGCUCGCCGACGAGCUCCGCGGCAAGCCGCAGGACGUCUACCUCGGCCGGGGCUACGCCGUCGGCGACGACCCGAUGCCGUUCAUGCACGGCAUGGGCUACGUCGUGUCCUGGGACGUCGCGCGCUGGGUGUCCGCCAACGAGGACAUCGUGCGUCGCAGCGGCACGCGCGGGCACGAGGACCGCCUCGUCGGCAGGUGGCUCAACGCCGGCGGCAGGGGACGGAACCGGUACAACCUCAAGCCGCGGAUGUACGACAUCAACUGGGACAUGGACGAGUUCCGGCCCAACACCAUCGCCGUGCACAGGCUCAAGAACAACCGCCGGUGGGCCGCCGUGUUCCGGCACUUCAACGUCACCGUCGGCAUAAAGCCAUCCACAGCGGCAAGGCCACACAACUAGAAUCCAGUGACAAACGGCAUAAUCGCUAGAAAUGGAUGUACACUAUAUAUAUUGGCUGGACACAACAAUGUACUCCGCUAUCACUCACUUCUAUUAAGGUGUGUUUGAGGA